ACCGGAAGAGAAGGGCCAUUGUGUGUGUGUGUGAGAGAGAGAGAGAGAGAGGGGAUGGAAUAUUCAUGGAGGAAGGUGUUAUUGUUGGAGAUUUUGGGGUUUCUUUUAUUUGAUGGGUUGCUUUGCAUGGCUGCCGGCGCGGUUUAUCGGCACGAUUGGGUCUUGACAGAAAAAAACUACACUCGAUUGUGUUAUACCAAACCUGUCUUGACGGUGAACGGCCUGUUUCCUGGACCAGAGCUGCAUGUCCACAAAGGAGAUACCGUCAUUAUUAACGUUGUAAACCAAGCAACUUAUAACAUCACUCUUCACUGGCACGGACUGAAACAACCAAGGAAUCCUUGGUCAGAUGGGCCAGAGUACGUGACUCAGUGCCCAAUCCAACCAGGAGCAAAUUUCACUUACCAGCUUAUUUUCUCUGACGAGGAAGGGACCAUAUGGUGGCAUGCACAUAGCGACUGGUCUCGAGCCACAGUCCAUGGGGCUAUCAUGAUUUACCCCAAGCACGGAACCAGCUAUCCCUUCAAAAAGCCUCAUGGGGAGGUACCUAUUAUACUCGGAAAUUGGUACAACGGAGACGUGAUGCAGAUUAUUGAAGAUGCCCUUCAAAGUGGAGGAGAACCAAACCAGUCCAAUGCUCACACCAUUAACGGCCUACCAGGAGAUCUCUACAAAGAAACCUAUUCAUGCGCAAACCCAGGAACAUUUGAGAUGAUUGUGAAGAAGGGAAGGAGAUAUCUGCUUCGAAUUAUCAAUGCCGGAAUGAAUGAAGAGAUGUUCUUCAAAGUGGCUCAACAUAACCUCACUGUUGUGGGAUCUGAUGGAGCCUACAUCAAACCCAUCACCACCGAAACCAUCAUGAUAGCUCCCGGACAGACCAUGGACGCCAUUCUAACGGCCGAUCAGACUCCGGCUCGGUAUUACAUGGCCGUAACAGUUUAUGCCAGUGGAAACGUUCCCUACGACAACACCACCGGCACGGCCAUUUUAACAUAUAAAAACUACAAGAAGUCAUCGUCUCCGGUGAUGCCAUCCCUCCCCGCCCACAACGACACCGACACAGCAGACAGCUUCACCAAACAGUUCAGAAGCUUGGAAAGCGCUGAACAGGUCCCAAAGGAUUACGAUCUCCGUAUCUAUACAACGAUUACUGUAAGCACAUUGCCCUGUGAAUCAGGCAGCACCUGCUUAGGCCCCAACGGAACAAGACUCUCUUCAAGCUUGAACAACCAAAGUUUCGUGAACCCAUCGAUCGACAUAUUAGAAGCUUACUACAAAUCGAUUGCAGAGGUUUACACAACGGAUUUCCCCAGUGAGCCACCUCAUCCUUUUAACUAUACGGGCGACGAUCUGCCGUCGAGUCUUCUGACAGCGACUCAGGGUACUAAGGUGACGGUUCUAGACUACAACACUACGGUGGAGGUUGUGUUCCAAGGGACCAACUUGAAUGGGCCGGAGAAUCAUCCGAUGCACUUACAUGGGUAUAGCUUCUAUCUUCUUGGAAGCGGUUAUGGAAAUUUUAACAACGUCACCGACCCUGCUAGCUACAACUUAGUUGAUCCACCUCUGAUAAACACCGUUUCUGUCCCUAAGAAUGGAUGGGCUGCAGUCAGAUUCCGAGCAGAUAAUCCUGGAGUGUGGUUUAUGCAUUGUCAUUUUGAACGGCAUGCUAGCUGGGGAAUGAACACAGCAUUCAUAGUGAAGAACGGCUCCAGUGUGAAUGAGAGUCUUAUACCACCGCCACCAAUGCCACCAUGUUCCAAUUUCAACUAUGAACCAAAUGGAACUUUGGUACUUGCACAACUUCUGACUUUUCAGAACCAUAAAAUGACAAGCCCAACAACCGAUCAGCUUCACCUAAUUAUCAGAUUUUGUAUGCUUGAAAUUCAGAUACAGACCUUCAUUAACUAUCUCUAUAUACAUAAAAGCACAAAAUCCCUUGUACAAGAGUCUGGAACGAAUAAGGAUUUUCUAUCUACCAACAAAAUGUGGCCAAGGAGGAAGCAGCUUCUGGGGUUGCAUCAAUUUCUUCUAGGGUUCCUUCUGUUAAAUGGCCUCCUAAGUUGCAGAGCUUCGGUUCGUCAUAGAUUUGUGGUUAAAGAAGCCCAGUACACAAGGCUGUGCAGCACGAAGAACAUCUUGACUGUAAAUGGAAAAUUUCCAGGGCCAACUAUACAUGUUCAUAAAGGAGAAACCGUGAUUGUCGACGUCUAUAACAAGGGAAACUAUAAUAUCACCCUUCAUUGGCAUGGAGUGAGGCAACCGAGGAAUCCAUGGUCAGACGGGCCUGAAUAUGUGACACAGUGCCCCAUUCAAGCCGGAGGAAAGUUUUGCUACAAGAUUAUAUUUUCAAAAGAAGAAGGGACACUGUGGUGGCACGCCCAUAACGACUGGAAUCGAGCCACAGUCCACGGGGCCAUCGUCAUUUAUCCCAAACAUGGAACUACUUAUCAUUUCCCCAAACCUUCUUCCGAACAACUCAUCAUUCUAGGAGAGUGGUGGAAGGCAGAUGUGAUGGAGGUGCUUCAGGAAGCCAGUAAAACGGGAGGUCAACCCAAUGCCUCUGACGCUCUCACCAUAAAUGGACAACCAGGCGAUCUGUUUCCAUGCUCAGCACCAGAAACAUUUAGAAUUCUGGUUGAGCAAGGCAAGACGUAUCUACUCCGAGUAAUCAGUGCAGCAAUGAACGACAUUCUCUUCUUCUCCAUUGCACAACAUAGCCUAACAGUAGUGGGAACAGAUGCGAGCUACACUAAGCCAUUAACAAGAGACUACAUUCUGAUUAGCCCAGGCCAGACCUUCGACGUCUUAUUACAGGCUGAUCAACCUCCAAAUCAGUAUUAUAUAGCUGCCAGAACUUAUUCAACUGGCCAAGGUGUUAGCUUCGAUAACACAACGACCACAGCAACAAUCCAGUACUCAUCAGGCAAUUACAAUGCAUCUGGGCCGCCCCCUUCGCUACCUGUUCUCCCUUAUUACAAUGACACAAAUGCUGCAGUCAACUUCACAGGCGCCCUUAGAAGCUUGGCAAAUGAAGAACAUCAGAUUGAUGUCCCAUUAGCUGUAGACACUCGCAUUGUCACAACAAUUUCCAUUAACACACUUCCAUGCUCGAACACCUCGUGCAUCGGCCCCAAUGGGACACGACUGUCUGCUAGCAUGAACAACAUAAGUUUUGUGAACCCAUCAAUUGACAUACUAGAAGCUUACUACAAUCGGAUCACAAGGGUUUAUGGAACAAAUUUUCCGAGUCGGCCACCGUUUUUGUUCAAUUUCACGGCCGAUUCCUUGCCGCAGAAUCUACGGACACCAAAAUUGGGUACUGAGGUGAAGGUACUGGACUUCAACUCCACAGUAGAACUUGUGUUUCAAGGGACUAACCUGGUUGCAGGAGAAGACCAUCCAAUGCAUCUACACGGAUACAGCUUCUAUAUGGUUGGAUGGGGUUUUGGAAAUUUUGACAAACAUAUGGACCCCAAGAGAUAUAACCUUGUGGAUCCUUCAGAACACAACACCAUUUUAGUGCCCAAGAACGGAUGGGCUGCCAUUCGAUUCCGGGCCGACAAUCCAGGGGUAUGGUUCAUGCAUUGCCAUUUGGAUCGUCAUCUUAUUUGGGGUAUGAACACUGUGUUCAUAGUGAGAAACGGUGCACAGGAAGAAGAACGUAUGUUGCGUCCUCCUCCAGAUAUGCCUCCUUGUUGA
Messenger RNA from Nelumbo nucifera (sacred lotus), 3702 nucleotides. Its product is annotated as laccase-14-like. Gene Ontology annotation, cellular component: apoplast. Lineage: Eukaryota; Viridiplantae; Streptophyta; Magnoliopsida; Proteales; Nelumbonaceae. Gene Ontology annotation, molecular function: copper ion binding; hydroquinone:oxygen oxidoreductase activity. Gene Ontology annotation, biological process: lignin catabolic process. The record is from RefSeq and is a predicted model, not a curated record.